CAACAAGAGUGUAACUAAUAUUACAAAGCUAACCAUCAAUCAAAUCCAAAAAUAAAUAAAAAGGGUGCAAAAAAAUAAAUAAUUGGCAAUAAUCAUCAGUCAUGUUCCUGACAGACAGCUGAGGAAUAUCCCAAUAGCAACUAGCAGAUGCAGAUGCAGAGUUUGCAAACCAUUUCUUCAUUUCUUUGCAAGUUUUGCAUUUGCAUGAUUCUCUCUUUCUUUCUUUAACUGCAUUGGAGAAAAUUUUGAGAAAAUUCCAAUGCAUCUAUUGUAUUUGCUUAAGCUCAAAACCUACCACUGACUUCUUCUACUUCACAUCCCUUUUCUUCUACUUCUUCUCAAUUCUCAUCCACCACCGCUGAAAGUUCAGAUUUACACUCACAUUUGCCAUACCCAGGAAGCAUUCGCUGUUUUCCAUAUAAAAAGUUUACUUUUUUGAGAACUGGGUAGAUUUGGGUUCUUUGUUGUGUGUUACCCAUAGUCAAAGAUCUGAGAUUUUUGGGUUUGGUCUCUUUGUGUAAAAGGGGUGACUCAUGUUAAGGGGUUUCAGAGAUCUGAGAUUUGUGGUUUUGACCUUGUGAAUCUGAGUCCGUACAGAUAGGCAUCAAGGCUUUUUCUAAGACAUGGGUUCUGAUCUGAAAGUUGAAUUGUCCAAGAAAACUCCAAUUUUUGGUAUUAAGGUUUGGGAAGUAAUUGGAAUUGCGGUUGGAUUAUUCAUUAUAGUGAUCCUUUGUGUGCUCUCAUUUUGCCUUAGUUCAAGGAAGAAGUCUAAAAAGGAUAGAGAUAACAAGGUUCCUGUUAGUCAAAUACCUACAGUGUCGAAGGAAAUCAAGGAGGUGAGGGUUGAGCAAGUGCCGGCGAAUGGAUUUGUCCCGCGAGAUGGAAUACUCCUCACAAUUCAUGAUAAGUCCAGUGACAGAGAAUCAGACAAAGUUAUGGUUCACUUGGGUGUGGGGAAAAUGAAGCAUGGGGAUAGUGGCAGCCACUCAGAUUCAUUUCAUCACUUGGAGAAAGAUGGAUAUGGAUCACAGUCAGGGGAAGAAGGUAGCUCCGGCACGUUUAAAGCAGCAUACAAUCCGUCUUCUUCGUAUCCUAUAACAGCCCCUUCGCCUCUGUCUGGCCUUCCAGAAUUCUCUCACUUGGGUUGGGGUCACUGGUUUACAUUGAGGGAUCUUGAACUUGCCACAAACCGGUUUUCGAAGGAGAAUGUCCUUGGUGAAGGUGGCUAUGGAGUUGUUUAUAGGGGACAGUUGAUAAAUGGGACUUCAGUGGCAGUUAAGAGGAUACUCAAUAACAUUGGUCAAGCAGAGAAAGAAUUUAGGGUCGAAGUUGAAGCUAUUGGCCAUGUUCGACAUAAAAAUUUAGUUCGUCUUUUGGGGUAUUGCAUUGAGGGGACUCACAGGAUAUUAGUGUACGAGUAUGUUAACAAUGGAAACUUAGAGCAAUGGCUUCAUGGAGCAAUGCGUCAUCAUGGAUAUCUAACCUGGGAAGCGCGUAUCAAGAUUCUUCUGGGAACGGCUAAAGCGCUUGCUUAUUUGCAUGAAGCAAUUGAACCAAAGGUUGUACACCGAGAUAUCAAGUCGAGCAACAUAUUAAUUGAUGACGACUUCAAUGCCAAGGUUUCUGAUUUUGGCCUGGCCAAGUUACUGGGUGCUGGGAAGAGUCAUGUUACAACAAGAGUUAUGGGAACCUUUGGAUAUGUGGCUCCUGAAUAUGCAAAUACUGGCCUUUUAAAUGAGAAGAGUGAUGUUUAUAGUUUUGGUGUUGUGCUGCUCGAAGCAAUUACUGGAAGAGAUCCAGUCGACUAUGGCCGUCCACCACAGGAAGUUAAUCUGGUUGACUGGUUGAAAAACCCGAACAUUGAGGUGAAGCCAUCAACCAGAGCUUUGAAACGGGCUCUCUUAACAGCUUUAAGAUGUGUUGAUCCAGAUCAUGUCAAAAGACCCAAGAUGGGCCAAGUCGUACGAAUGCUCGAGUCAGAGGAAUACCCUUUACCCAGAGAGGAUAGAAGGCAGCGAAGAAAUUGUGGAAAUAACUGGGAAAUCGAAUCCCAGAAGGAUCAUUCGGACACAGACAGGAGCGAGAUUCAGGGUUCUGUAUCAGAGAGUGGAGGGUAACAUUAAGACAUGGCCACAAGGAUGAGAUUCUUUUUGAGGAUCAAUUGUAUUGUAUAAAGAAAAAGGUGGGGAUGGGGGUAAAUUUUUUCAAAAAGAACUUUAGCCGCUUAGAUUC
Messenger RNA from Arachis duranensis, 2232 nucleotides. Its product is annotated as probable receptor-like protein kinase At5g18500. Gene Ontology annotation, molecular function: protein kinase activity; ATP binding. Gene Ontology annotation, biological process: protein phosphorylation. NCBI's taxonomy places the organism in Eukaryota, Viridiplantae, Streptophyta, Magnoliopsida, Fabales, Fabaceae. The record is from RefSeq and is a predicted model, not a curated record.